Messenger RNA from Oxyura jamaicensis (ruddy duck), 2930 nucleotides. It is a transcript of the gene CEP68, whose product is annotated as centrosomal protein 68. NCBI's taxonomy places the organism in Eukaryota, Metazoa, Chordata, Aves, Anseriformes, Anatidae. The transcript has 10 exons. The coding region runs from base 1 to 2565 and encodes 854 amino acids. The record is from RefSeq and is a predicted model, not a curated record.
AUGACGAAAACUUCUCGCUGGGAAGCACAGGUCCUGAGCUCUCAGAUCAGCAGGAAAACGUCCACAUCGGUGUUCACCAGCAGAACACGGCUUUUUGCGCGUGAACCCCCGAGCCCGUCCCACGAGCGCCGAGCCCUGCUUGCAGCAGCCUCGCAGCUCCUCCGAGGCAGCCCCGAAAAAAAGAGGGCGGGGGGAUCCUCUGGUAGGGGAGGGGGGAGCACGCCCCGCUCCCAUUGGCCGGCUGCUCACCCUGCUCCCAUUGUGACGCAGCGCCCCGCGCUCCCAUUGGCUAAGACGCGGGGGAAAGGGGCGCGGCGCCGGGGUCGGGGGAGAGCGGGGGCGCCGGGGCCGCUGAUCGAGAGCCCAGGCUGCAGCACGCUCAGGAGUUCCGUGCCGAUGGCCUUGGAUGUGGGAAAAUCCCUCUCUGAAACCUCGCUGAGCCAGAAGGCCAAGUGCUAUGGAAGGUGGGACUACACGGACAUACCGACAGGCUGCCCAGAGCUGGCUGACAGCAUGCACUGGCUCUUAGAGGCAGAGGAAGCCAAACCCUCCCUGGCUUUGGAGAGCCUGGCAAGGAGUGGACACGGUUGCUUGGUUGCUGACCUCACCCAGAGAGGCUCGAGCUACUGCAAAGAAGCACCUUCAGCCCCCACGUCCGGAUUUCCUGGGGUCCCUUCUGCACCCGUGGCCAGAGCUGCUCGUGGCGGUGAUUCCCACCCUCACCUCAGCCACCGUUUCUUCUCCUCAGAAGAGCAGCAGCAGACGAAAACGAUGGGCUGCUCGGAGCCCGCGUCCAGCGCUCCCAACGCGCAGAGCUCUGCAGAGGAGAGCAGCAUUGCGGACGUCUCUCACGACAUCUCUACCAGCCAGUGCAGCCAAAGACCCCCGUCCCCCUUCUCCUCCACCCUGGAGUCCUUGCCUCAGCCGACCCCCCUCAGCCCCUCGCGGAGCCGCUCCAGAUCGAGCUUCUCCACGCUCUCUUUAGAAGAGAACAGCGCCUCCGAGCAGCAGGAGGUGAAGCAAUCCCCGGGCUUGCCAGCUGAAGGGAAGGCACCGCGGGCACGCAAUCCCCUCGGUCCCCUGCUGGGUGAGCGUGUACCUGUGGGGCGUGUGAGGAAGAUGUCCUCCUACCAGGCUGAUUACUGGGCGUGCGCCAUUCCGGACUCCUUACCCCCUUCCCCAGACCGUCAGUCUCCCCACUGGAACCCCCACAAGGAGUAUGAGGACUUGCUGGAUUACGCCUACCCACUCAGGCCGAGGUACAAGCUGGGAAAAGCGCCAGAGCCUUUCUUCCACGAUUCAGGAAUAGAUUUGGACAGCUUUUCCCUUUCUCCCGAGGGCACUCUGACAUCCACCAGCGUCUACGGUCAAGGGUGGCAGGCUCAGGGAAGCAGAGAAAAUCCGCAUCGGGGGUUUGGGGCCUCUGCGAGGAGGUACUCGACCCCGGUGUCUGGAAAACCAGGCUGUGUGAGGGCUAUCUCGUACUGUGAACCUUCUGCUGCUGCAAAGAGUGCUUCCUCUAACGGCACAGCGGGUCCUUCCAGAGGUUUUCCGAAGGAUUUAAGGACAGAGUUAGCGGGGCUGAGUUCAUUCCAUCGCCCUGAUGUGGAUGGGAGCAGCUGGUGCCAUUUGAAAGGGAGCCCCUCUUCAAAUCACAAAGGACAGGCAAAAAGCACUAGCAGGUUUUUACCUACAACGCAAGUGCUCCCUCUGAGGAAAGAGUGGGACGGUGAUGAAGAAUUUCUUUCCCUGCCUCCUCGGCUCAGGGAGCUGGAAAGGUUGUCACAGAUCUUGUCCGAUCUUUCCUUAACUAAAAGGACAUCCAGGCAAGGCUACCAAACCCCUCCACCUUACAGCGACAGCCAGUCCGAGCGCUCUCCUUUCAGAGCAGCAGGCAGCAGAGACCAAAGAGAGCGCACUGAAGGUUUUCUUGGGCUGUGUCAUCCCUACAGCUCCCAAAAGCCCAGCUGGGAAAGCACUGGAUCGUGGAGCCGGGUCAAUAGGGAUCCUCUGAGCGGGCUUCACCUACCUGCAGGCACCAGGAGCAUGUUGGACGGGACGUGCCCCGGUGAGCUGGGUGUCAAGGGGCGUCCUAAAGAGAAGGGCCAGCAGGGCGAGUCCCUUGCCCAGUGCAUUAAGAUGUUUUGCUGCCAGCUGGAAGAGCUCAUUUGCUGGCUGUACGACGUAGCAGACCUCACGGACAGCUGGGUACCGCCGACGCCGGAUGCUGCGAGCGUGAAGGCAGCGCUGUGCCGUUACCUGGAGUUCAGGAAGGACGUGGCUGACCACCAGAGCCUGACGGAGAGCGUGCUGCAGCGGGGAGAAGCUCUCCUCGAGUGCAUGGCGUCGAACUCGCCAGCUUUAAAAGAAACGCUGGGCUUGAUCGCGAAGCAGUCAGAAGAGCUGGAGAGCCACGCGGAGCGCUUGUACAAGUCGGUUCUGGCUGCUGUGGAUCCCGUGCAGGGGCAGGACAGGGAGCAGGGUGACAGCAUGCGGCAGGCAGCAGCUCAGUGGGUGCUGCCUCCAUCAGACCUGGGCUUUGUUGGCUGCUCUCAGGACGGCUGAGCAGAACCCCAGCACACAACUAACCGCUACGUCCAACUCCUGCAGAGAUGCCAAAACGCGUUGAAUCAUCGUGUCUGGAGCUAGCCAGCGCGGGCUGAUCUCAACUUGUUUUUUACUGUGGCUUGAGACAGGCAAGCUGUGCAGUCACUUGGCUACUUGUAUUUCUAUUUAAUAUUGCUGACUAAGUUGGGGGGGGUGAGGAGGAUUGUAGGGCUGGUUCUUUUCUCCUUUUUUUUAAUGUAGCGUUCCCUCUUACUGAAGUGGCCUGUUCCAUGCAUUAGCAAAAUGUCAGGCACACACUUUUUUAAUCUGAGUAAUCCAUAGUGUGCAGUGCAACUCCUAAGUAAACCUGUGUGAUUUUAAUA